Molecule: messenger RNA, 1732 nt
Organism: Limanda limanda (common dab)
Lineage: Eukaryota; Metazoa; Chordata; Actinopteri; Pleuronectiformes; Pleuronectidae
Product: ras-related protein Rab-8B-like
Exons: 8
Coding region: 73-693 (206 amino acids)
Biological process (GO): regulation of exocytosis; Golgi vesicle fusion to target membrane; protein secretion
Cellular component (GO): trans-Golgi network transport vesicle; endosome; synaptic vesicle
Molecular function (GO): GTP binding; GTPase activity
Source: RefSeq, a predicted model, not a curated record
AAGGGAGGGGGGGUUCCCGGCGCCGCUCGGCCUCUUUGACAUCGAACACGUUGGACUUCAUGCUGCGUUCAAAUGGCGAAGACGUACGAUUACCUGUUCAAGCUGCUGCUGAUCGGGGACAGCGGCGUGGGAAAGACAUGUCUGCUGUUCAGAUUCAGCGAGGACUCCUUCAACACCACCUUCAUAUCCACAAUAGGUAUAGACUUCAAAAUCAGAACAAUAGAGCUGGAUGGGAAGAGAGUCAAACUUCAGAUUUGGGACACUGCAGGACAAGAGAGGUUCCGCACCAUCACCACAGCUUACUACAGAGGUGCUAUGGGUAUCAUGUUGGUCUAUGACAUCUGCAAUGAGAAGUCCUUUGAAAACAUCAAAAACUGGAUCAGAAAUAUUGAAGAGCAUGCCUCAUCUGAUGUGGAGAAGGUGAUCUUGGGCAACAAAUGUGACAUGAAUGACCGGCGACAGGUGUCGAAAGACAGAGGAGAAAAACUGGCUAUUGAUUACGGAGUGAAGUUCUUGGAAACCAGUGCAAAGUCUGGUUUAAACGUGGAGGAGGCUUUUUAUACCAUGGGAAGAGACAUAUUACAUAAUCUGAGCUCAAAGGCAACUGACAACGGUGCCGGAGGGUCAGGCAAGGUCAAGAUCUCAGAGAAAAAGUCAAGGAGGAUUAAGUUCUUCAAAUGUUCCCUCCUCUAGGCCGCUCCUCUGUAGCACUGGCAGCUCACAGCCUGUGUGACUUUGCUAUUGUGGAGCGUCACUGCUUCAAUGUCCUCACAGCAGCGGCAGCACUGGUCAUAAACAGAGAGCCUUACUGCUGUCAUGAAGCUCCCAGUGUAAUGAGUGGUUGAGACGCCAUCGUGAUCUGAUGAGCAGAGGAGCAUCACAGAGGAAUGAGGCUGGAUACUGUAAUCGGCCUCAUGAUAAGACUUGUGCGUGAUCAUCAGCAGUGGUUUGUAGCUGGCCAUCAGUACCUGCUCACAGGGGGCCGGGAUUCUGUCGGCAUUCAUGAUACCUCUGGGGGAAAAUAUUCAUUACAAUAUCUCAGUUACACAUAGUUGUCGUAAAAAUGUAAAACAAUGUGGGAAAAAUGUUUUUCAUAUACUGUCUUAUUUAAUAUGAUGAUUGCGAGAGUCUCAGCACUGAUUGUAUUUGUGUGAAUUUCUGUCUAUUAAUAAGCUUAUGGUCUCCUGUUGCACUUGCAACAUUUCUGCUUGUUCAUGUGUGCCUAUAGAAGGACUUACAGUAUUGUUUUAGAAAAGACAAAAGUAUGUAUACAUACAACCUACUGUAUUCUCUCAAUUUUUGUUUAUUCUUUCAAACAGAACCUUUAUUUAUACAGGUUUGUGUGACAAAAUGAAACAGAAAAGGUUCUUUCUUUCUUGGAAGUUGUACUUAAUACAUAUUGUUAUGCAGUUGUCAGUAUUUGCAUGAAAGCUGUAGGGACACCUCAGAGUUGGACAUUAUUGAGCACAUUAUACAUUAUAUCUCUUAAAUGUUUACAGACUGUAUUACAAAGUGUCAACCAUAUAUGGACAGUCAUGUUUUUGCUUUUCACAUUGUGUACACGUGAAUAUUAAGAGUUGUAUAUAUCCUUUAGUUUCACCUAAACUGUAGACACCAAACAUGUUGCCCUUUUCGUCUCUACAGUGAAAACACAAUGACAUGGGAAAGCUGUAAUGUGAAUGAUUGUCUUCAUAAACUACUGUAUGUUACAUAAAUGAAAAGAGACAGUAAA